Osmia bicornis bicornis is the source of this 1226-nucleotide messenger RNA. RefSeq lists its product as uncharacterized. Lineage: Eukaryota; Metazoa; Arthropoda; Insecta; Hymenoptera; Megachilidae. Bases 358 to 924 code for a protein of 188 amino acids. The record is from RefSeq and is a predicted model, not a curated record. The transcript is spliced from 3 exons.
CGUUCGUUCUCAAAGCACAAAUUCAACACUGCUCGCGAACAAAGCGAUGUUUGUUCAUUUAAUACUGUAGUCAGUGCUUUAUCCAGAAAAUAUCAUUUUCUAAUUUAUGCUGCGAAUAAACAAGGAUGUUUAAUAUUAUAGAUGACUGAUUAAUUUCCAAAUUCUAAAAGAUCCUAAAUGUUUUAAUUCAAGAGCAUAUCGUGAAAACUAUUUCAAGAUAUUCAUAAGCACAAAGAUACAUGGUUAUUACUGAACAUUUUAUACUGCCAAAUCUCUUUUAACGGAAUGGUGCAAUGAAGAUCAUCAAUUAUGAUCAUAAGUGAAUGGUAGCAUUAAUUUAAGAUUAAAAAUAUACAUAUGACAAUGUUAAAUAUGGACGAAACUCAAGCUGAAACAACAGAAGUGACAUAUGAUAUAGCUGAUACUAAUUUGCCUGCAAUAAUGGCUAGUUUGGAAAUGCUCACCGUAAAUACUUCAUCAUCUUCUAAUCAUGGAACAGUAUUUAGGAAAAAUGUGGCAGCAACUGAUUCCAAUGAAAGUCUUAAUAGAAGAUGUAGUUUAAGACCAAGAAAAAGAACAUGUACACAAAUGGAUUAUAAUAAUAGAAAAGAAAAAGGUACUAAGGAAUAUUACUUACAUGGAAGUUUAAAAAGGAAAUUAAAUACUUUAGAAACAAUAUUUGAGGAAAAAGAUGAUGCAAAUGAAAGUACAUUAUAUAUGGGUGUUAAGAGAUAUAGACGUAUGAUCGAAUUUAAACAAAAACCUUCAGAUUCCAAGAUAAAGAAAAGAAGAGCAAGAAUUAAAAAAGUAUUUGGAUCAAAGAGUAAUUUUAAACGAAAACAAGCAUCUAUGCAAAUGCUGCUUGAUAAACUAAAUGAUAUUAGAGCAGAAUCUCCUGCAAAAAUUAAUAAUGAGGUAAAAUGAAAAAAUGUGAAAGUAUUAAGCUAUGGAACAAAAUGGUUUGUGAUUGAACUGAAAACCUCCAGUUUGACAUACUUUUGAUGUUAUGUUAUUUUGAAUUAUGUUCUUUUUUGUAUGCAUUUAAGUAACAUGAUAUAGUAUUAUUAUAUUAAGAAUCUUUAAUUUGAAAUAUUUUUCAAUAAUAUAAAAACUUGUGCUCUUAAGAUAUAGCAACUUGUAUGUUGAACAAUAAUGAACAAUUUAAAGAACUUUUAAAGCAGCACAAACUGAAAAAGACUGAAAACAUGAAAAAACUAUAAGCAUUC